AUGGUUUCUUCCAGCAAACUGCCCUCCUCUCGUGGACGGUCUUCGUCACAGUCUCUGCCCAGGCAUUCUGCUCAGCCAGAUCGAACACCUUCUCCCGCUCCUAGUUCAAGCCGAUCUCACUCUCGAAGUCCCUCACCUGUUCAACGCAGCAAAUCUGGAGGCGGUGCGCGGUGCGCCAACCAACAAGCUAACCCCUCGAAGCUCGGCUUCUAUCCAGCAUCUUGGCAGGCCUUCCUGCAGGCAGCAAAGAAGCGGGUAAUACUGGCACAAGAGGUUUUGGGUGCUGUAUUAUGGACAUACCACACGAAGAAGGUGAAGCUUGACAAAGGUUAUUUCCCAGAGUAUAAAGUACCGAUGUCGCGACUACUUUGUGACGACCUGUUCACCUUUCGCACGGAACUCAAGAAAAUUGUAAUAUCUAUUGCGAAGCAAUCAUACGGCAUAUUCUCGAAGGGCAACUCAGUGCACAAGGAGCGCGUCAGUGCAGCAGUGGCUAAGCUCCUCAAGACCGGUGAAUAUCUUCGGCUUCCCGACUCUUCUGAGGGAAAAUAUACCAAUUUUGUGUCGCAGGUUCUCAAGGAAGCCUGCCUCAGUUUUUACUACGGUAACGGUAAAAAAGCGCUCAAGGUAACUGACGAAUUUCAAGACGGAAUUCCUGUCAAUGGCCUUAUUCUGGUGGCCGCAGUUACGAAGGGUGUUCUCACCGGCUUCCGCGACAGUGGUACUGACAAGGUGCCUGACCUUACUGCUGAUACGUGCAGGGCCGACUUCAACUUGCUGCAAAAGUCUGUCGACAAAUUGAUGACCAUUCCCGAACGUCGCGCGGAGCUUGAAGAGAUGCUGAAGGAAUGGGCCGAGGAGGGGAUGAUGGGUGAACUUCGCAAUGACUGGGACAGUGCAGCGGGCAGUGAUGAUAUCAAUAUCAUCAUUUAG
Molecule: messenger RNA, 933 nt
Organism: Suillus subalutaceus
Lineage: Eukaryota; Fungi; Basidiomycota; Agaricomycetes; Boletales; Suillaceae
Exons: 6
Coding region: 1-933 (310 amino acids)
Source: RefSeq, a predicted model, not a curated record